AUGCCCGCCAAACGUAAGAAUACAGCGAAGCAAGCCAGUAAUGGCAAUGCAAAACAAGCAAAACAAGAGGGUCAGAAGGCUGUCUCCCAUGAGAUCAAUGUGCCCAUCGAUGAAGGCUUCGAACAAGGAGAUGCCAAAGUCUACAUCGACGACGGUGGGAUUAUCUUUGACGCCUCUCUAAACCAGACAAAUAUCGGUGGGAACAACAACAAGUUCUACCGACUGCAGCUUUUGUACAACGACAACGACCAGUAUUAUGCCCACACCCGCUGGGGUCGUGUCGGCGAAUACGGUCAAGUCAAGACCAUGGGUCCCCUUGAUCUGGAGGGCGCUCAAAAGGAAUUCGACAAGAAAUUCAAAGACAAGUCCGGCCACAAAUGGGACGAGCGAUCUGAGCCCGCCAAGAAAGGCAAGUAUACCUUCUUGGAGAAGAAUUACGAGGACGACGAAGAUGAGGCCGAAAACCAGGUAAAGGAUGAAAAAGAUGAGGAGAAAGUUGAGAGCAAGCUUCCACGCCAAACACAACGACUUAUGGAGCUGAUCUUCAAUUCAAACCACUUCAAUGCCGUACUUGAGCAGAUCGGUUACAACGCCAACAAACUGCCGCUGGGAAAAUUGUCCAAAGCCACCUUGAAGACGGGCUUUGAGCAUCUGAAUGAGCUGGCUAGUCUGAUCAAGCAUCCAAGUCUGGCCCAAAAUAAGUACAACACGUCCCAAAAGGAAGCUAUUGAGGACUUUUCCAACAAGUAUUACUCGACCAUACCCCACGAAUUCGGCCGCAACCGUCCACCAGCAAUCGACAACAACGAGCUCCUUCGUAGCGAAAUAGCCAUGCUUGAUACCCUCACGGACAUGGAAGUUGCUAACCAGAUCAUGAAGACUACGGGUGACAAAGACAAAGACGCAGAAAGUGUCAACCUCCUAGACAAACGCUUCCAGGAACUCAACAUGGAAGAGAUGACGCCUUUGGAUCACAAGUCUAUCGAGUACAAGGCUCUGGCAGACUAUCUGAUUAAGUCCUCUGGAACGAGCCAUGGUAUUCGCUAUCGCCUUGAGGAUAUCUUCCGGAUCGACCGUGCUGGCGAAGGGGAUAGAUUUGCCAAGUCUGAAUUUGCUAGAAUCCAUAAAAAGGACAGGCGCUUGUUAUGGCAUGGGUCUCGUACGACGAACUAUGGUGGUAUCUUGUCUCAAGGAUUACGUAUUGCACCGCCUGAAGCACCGGUGAACGGAUACGCCUUUGGAAAGGGUGUCUAUCUAGCCGAUGUCUCCAGCAAGUCCGCGCAAUAUUGCACCGCAGGCAUGUCUGGAGGGACCGGCCUCUUACUCCUUUGUGAGGCUGAGCUGGGCAAGCCAAUGUACGAGAUUCCGACGGGAGAUUCCAGUGCGCAAGAGAAGGCGAAGCAGCACGGUGCCAUCGCGACGCUUGGCGUCGGACGAACCGCACCCCAGGGGUGGACGGAUGGGGAGUUUAUUCACGAGGACUUGAAGGGUGUCUCCUUGCCAGAUGUCACGAAGGGCCUUGGAGACAACAAGGCUGCGAAAGCCACGGGGUAUUUGAUGUUCAAUGAGUACAUUGCCUACGACGUCGCACAGUUGCGAUUGAGGUAUCUCUUCCGCGUGGGCAUGUAG
This is a messenger RNA of Letharia columbiana, 1629 nucleotides long. RefSeq lists its product as uncharacterized. Gene Ontology annotation, molecular function: NAD+ poly-ADP-ribosyltransferase activity. Bases 1 to 1629 code for a protein of 542 amino acids. The transcript has 5 exons. The record is from RefSeq and is a predicted model, not a curated record. Lineage: Eukaryota; Fungi; Ascomycota; Lecanoromycetes; Lecanorales; Parmeliaceae.